AUGGACAGGUUUGCCAAUCCAUUCCCAGCUGCCACAAGAGGUAAAUUUUCAUAACAUUUUCAUUUGUUACAUCUUUCUGUUUCCCAUGCCAACUUUUAUGUGGGGGAGGACAUGGUGUCAGAGGCCCAGGCCCAGGACAUGGGGGCAGGACAGGUACGGAAGGUGGGAGAGGAAAGGGUGGCUAGGGGUUCUAAUAGGGUGGAAAGGGUAGGAAAAUAAUAGGAGGAAAAUAUGCAGCAAUGCUUAAAAUUUUGCAAUCGAAAAAGGGGUGGGAGCUGGGAAUGAGAGGGGAGAGGCGAAACGCAGGAGGUGUUCUUGCACUUCCCCAAGUCCUUACGCUCAGCUCUUUCUCCCCUCCCCACUCAGUCCCCAAUUGAGGUUUCUAUAAAUAGUCAUCACUGAAAGCUUCAGCCUGAGCCAGGCUCUUGGGCAGUGUGGAAGAGCGGAAAAAGUGAGCAAGCAGUGAAUUAACAAACAAGAUAAAACAGCAGGAAGAGAGAAAAGGAGAACCUGUAAGCAUCUUUUCAAAUAGCUUAAUCUGCCCACUACACCACCCAAAUGACAAAUGUCAAAGAGUCUAAAGGUGUGGUGUAGGGUUUUUUGCUCAACAGAUUUGUUAGACUGCACAUGUAAAGCCAAAUGAUUGACAUAAGUGUUGAAAAAAUCUGUCAUAGUUGACCGAUCAUAGGGUAUACGACGAGCUGGUAUACUGAAAUAUGGUAUUGAAAACAAUGCUUACAGGUUCCACCACUCCAUCUCUUUCCACCUCCCAUGCAGUUUUCUCACAAUUCUUCUUGAUCUGCUUUCCGCAACUUCUUGGAGCCUGGAACGGUCUAUGAAACUUUCAAUCCCCACUAAGUCAAUAUUAGCAUUAUUUGCCAUUGACCAGUAGAGUCUACCAGUAAAUGGAAACAAAAAAUUAUGUUAUAUUACCCUUCUCUUGUAUGCAGGAUUUGUGGAUGACAUUAUCAAGCCUCACAUGACCCGUAAACGAAUCUGCAGGGAUCUUGAAGUGCUAGCCACCAAGCAACUUACCAAUCCUUGGAAGAAACAUGGCAACAUUCCUUUGUAAAGUACCCUUCAACUGCCCGGCGCUGUUUGGUAGUUUUUAGCGUAGGUUAGGCCAUUCCCUUGUUUAUCUUGGGUCUCUUUUCUUCUGGGCAUCCCAGAUUUAACCUUUCAAGAAAACAAAACAAUACCAGAGGAAAGCAAACUAGUGGUUGCUCUAAAGAGUGUAAAUUGCUGUUGAUGUUGGACAGUAUUCUUACAGAUGUGUCACAUUUACACAGAGCUGAUAUGGAUAAUUUAUGCUGUAAGACUUCGUCUGUGUAACAAACGUUUCUAUUCAACUUAUUGCAUGCCUCUUUUUUGCUCUCGUUCCAACUCUCUUGAUUGACUCGCACAGAAAUGUUUGGGCUUCUGUAGAUACAUGUAUAGAACCUGCUUUAAAUUUAAAAUGUAUGUCAGUCACACAAAAUAGUAGGCAUGCACUUUUGGGAUUACCAUAAACAAAAGGUCUGUGGUUUGUAGUUCUUAUCUACUCUCCUUUAGUUCUUUCAGCCUUGCUUCUUUGUUUAAGAAAAAUCCCCAAAUUAAUAAAUUAAUAUAGAAAAGAGGAAAAAAUUGUGGCGAUGGCCUUACUACAAAAUAAACUAGUUUACUCCGUAAAUUUAAGUAUAGUUUUUCCCCAUAAUCAUAGCAGACACUGUAAAGCCUUCAUCCAGUUCUGGAUCUUCUCAAUUGGUGGGAUGAUCAAGACCAUUUGGGUAAUUAUAAGUUUAUAGAAACCGUCCUCUUUAGGCCAGUCAGUUCUAUCCAUUGAUUUUGAUCACUCCAAAUUGUCCAGCUCAUCCCACAUCACAUGGAAGGUGUAAUAGGUGAUUGUCUUGAUUAUUUGAACACAAUGUAAGAACCAAGUAUUACACUGUAUAGGACCACAGUUUGGUGUGUGUAGUAGCAAAACUUUGUUUGUGACAGUGAUGUGGGUGUGAGUUUGAGUUAGCCUGUGAGCAAGCUCUCUAUUUGGGGGAGUCACAAACGUCACACAAGGAGAUGCAAGUGCUUCACUGCUUGCUCACGCUUUCUCUCAGACCUCUUUUUGCAUUCCACAUAAAUGGAGAGCUUGCUAGCAGGCUAAGUUUGAGUCUUCUGGGGUAGGUGAGGCCUCUUCAGUCAAACAGCUUACAAAAUUAAUUAAAAGGUUAGUGACUAACAUGGAGUAGCCCGCAUAGCAGGUGCUUAGACAUAAUGGGGCCAAGAGAAAACAGGUUGUGCGAGGCAGACACACACAAGGAAAAGGGAUCGCCUGCCUAAGAGGCCCAUGAAGAUGGUUUUUACUCCCUUUCUGAGAGUGUGGAAAAUUCCUAUUGGUUGGGAGGCUCCCGAGGGGAUACGUCUGCACACGAGAUCGUUUGUAAACAUUUAGUAUGUUCCGUCACAUCCCCUGUUCUUCGGUUCAUAAUAACGUUCUGGAAAACUGCCCACCUACCCCUCCCCUUAACCAACAUCAGCACUUAGGGAAAGUUCAUUUAAUAUGACAAGGGGGAGGGGGGGGGAUGAAGAUAUUGAAACUCGAAGUUUGAAAUUUUAGCAGCCCCCCUCGCUAGCGGUUCAAUUUUUUAGGAGCCCCCUCCUUGGUAGUCGAAAAAAUUUCAGAGCCCCCCCCCCCCUCCUCCUUCAAUUCCUUUGCUCCCCUGAAAAAAGAUCGCUAGACUGUAUUAAAUAUAUUUACCGUUAUUGUCUUCAAUGGUUUAUACUAUGACAAACUUGAGAUACAGUUGUGAUACAAUUUUCUAAAGCAUUUUUGGGAUGAACAAGAGUGUAAUAAUUACUGAGACUACAUUUGUUAUAUCUGUAAACCACGUGAUAUAGCUGAGUUGCACAGGUCAUUAAAUUGUUGAGUUGAAAACCAUCCGAUCUGUAUGAUGAUGUCAUGUGUUGGUUUUGAAGUAUACAAAUUUUCGGAGCCCCCCCUCCUAGCGCAACAAUUUUUUUAGAGCCCCCCCUUCGGGUGUCUAAACAUUUUCGGAGCCCCCCCUCAAUAUCUUCAUCCCCCCCCCUUGUCAUAUUAAAUGAACUUUCCCUUACUUCUCACUUAAAGGAAAAUGUUGGCUUAGGGGAGGGGUAGGUGGGCAGUUUCCCAGAAACGUAUUAUGAUCCGUUCGUUGUUGCUCAUUAUUUCCUAGCACUUGUUAUACAGGCUAACAUAAAGUAUUUUUUGAGCAACACAUAUCAACUGAAAGUAGAAAUUUUUCUAUUCUUGGGCAGUGUUUUGCCUAAAUGUUCAGGAGAAUCCGUAGUAUUCCGUAGUAUUACGACGUAUGAAAAGAGAAAAUACGUCACUUCCAGUUGGUGGCAUUGCUUAAAAAUGCCUUUUCCAAACGUCCCUAGUAUCAUAGCAAGUGCUCGGAAUAUCACUUCCUCUGAGAAAUGUCUCACAUGCAUGUUUUGGUCAUGGCUAGGAAUGCCUAAUCUCUCAUACAUUUUCGGCCUUUGAAUCAAACAAAUAGAGAAACUAUACGAUCCCAUGUAUGGUGUUGGUCAAUAAGAGGAUGUUAAUUUCUCCAGACUAAACACAAAACUAUAACAGUAAAAUCAGUGAUUUAAUGUCAUUUUUACAUUAUCUAACAAUUGAAACAAAAUAAUGAGUUUCUUAGACGUCCU
Molecule: messenger RNA, 3663 nt
Organism: Porites evermanni
Lineage: Eukaryota; Metazoa; Cnidaria; Anthozoa; Scleractinia; Poritidae
Source: the annotation of a GenBank genome assembly